This is a messenger RNA of Thamnophis elegans (Western terrestrial garter snake), 799 nucleotides long. RefSeq names its product granzyme A-like. Gene Ontology annotation, molecular function: serine-type endopeptidase activity. The transcript is spliced from 5 exons. NCBI's taxonomy places the organism in Eukaryota, Metazoa, Chordata, Lepidosauria, Squamata, Natricidae. The record is from RefSeq and is a predicted model, not a curated record. The coding region runs from base 14 to 799 and encodes 261 amino acids. Gene Ontology annotation, biological process: proteolysis.
CAAAAAAGCAAAGAUGGUUCUUCCAAUGGGCAUGUGGUUCACUGUUGUGAUUUUUCUCCUCGGUAUUCCAGGAGAUCCCUGUGCCGAGAUCAUUGGAGGAAAAGAAUCAGUUCCACAUUCAAGACCUUUUAUGGCCAAGAUCAGAAACCCAUCACUUUGUGGGGGGACCCUGAUCAAAUCAGACUGGGUAUUAACAGCAGCUCACUGCAAAAUAACAAAGGACACUAAAGUUAUUCUUGGAAUUCAUUCAGAAAGAGACAUAACAAAACAAGAUUUCCAAGUUAAAAAGAACAUUCCUCACCCGUGCUAUGAUAAUGUCACAAAGGAGAAUGACAUUAUGCUUCUUCAGCUUAACGAAAAAGCAAAACUUAACGAGAAUGUUACCAUCGUCAAGUUUCCUCGGGAGUAUGGUGACAUUGAGGCAGGAACACAGUGUCUGGUAGCUGGCUGGGGGAUUACUGAGCUUGGAAAAAAAACUCCAUCAGAUGUCCUCCGUGAACUUAAUGUCACUGUCAUUGCAAGACACAUCUGCAAUGAUCGAAACCACUAUAAUUUCAAUCCAAUAGUGACAACGAAAAUGGUCUGUGCUGGUUACAAGAGAGGAAAAAAGAGAGGAAAAAAGAUAGAAGUCAAGGAUUCAUGUACAGGUGAUUCUGGUGGUCCUUUGAUGUGCAAAGGGGAACAAAGAGGCAUCGUUUCCUUUGGUAGAGGAUGUGGAAACCCUAAGUAUCCUGGUGUCUACACCCUUGUGACAAAGCAAUAUUCUCGUUGGAUAAAUAGUGUUAUACAAGGCAAUUAA